AUGAAACAAUACUCUUCUCAGAUAUCAUUAACUUUUUCUUUCAUCAACACAUUUCUUUUACUCCCACUACUCUUGAGCCAAUUAUAUGUUACCGCAGAUGAGAUGUACACAUCUUGUGAACCUUUUAGCUGCGGUAAUUUUAUUAAUAUAACUUAUCCUUUUUGGAAUAUUAACACUCAACCUAGCUAUUGUGGACACCCUGAGUUUAUGCUUGACUGCCGAAACGGAAGCUUGACUAUGAAAAUCAAGGACCAAAAGUUUCACAUCCUUCAUAUAAAUCAAGCCUCUCAAGUUUUAAGGAUUGCAAGAGAAGAUAUGUGGGAUUUUAUUCCUGGGGAUAAAUAUCUUUGUCCCAAACGUUAUACUAAGGUGGACAUAGAUUUUCAUUUCUUCAAUUACACUUCUAACAAUGAAAUCUAUACUAUGUUGUAUGAGUGUGGUCCUCUUCCAGAUUCAUACUAUUCUCCCUCGAAUCAAUAUAAUUUUAAAGUAAUGUCUUGCCAUAUGGAGGGAAAAUUUCAUAUUGUAUACAUAGUAUCAAGCGCCAAAUUGACUGAUUUUAGUGUUAUGAAGUGUAAGAAUAAUAUCACAGUUCUUGGAAAAAAGAAUUCUUUGAAAAACAACUCAAGAGCUACAAAGGAUGUUUUAGAUGAAGGAUUUGAAGUGAGAUGGAAUGGUGUGGGAGAUGAUACGUGCCAUAAUUGCAUAAAACAUGGAGGGAGAUGUGGAUACAAAAGAGCAGAAAAUGCAGUUAUGUGUCUCUCAAAGGAAUCCACAUUACCAAAAGGAAAAUGGAAUUGGAAAAUGAAACUCACUACUGGUGUCAUUUCUUCUAUGUUGGCAACACUUGUUAUCAUCGCAUCCAUAUGCAUUUAUAGGCGCCACAAUAAUAAUAGUUAUGCUGAGUCCUAUAUACACUCUCCUAGCAUCUCCUUACAACCAUCUAAACGGAUUAGCAAAAGUAAAAACUUUGGAGUCGAGCAUUUCAUCUUUGAUGAUCUUGAUGUGGCCACAGAGCAUUUUAGCGAUGACAACAGACUAGGAGAUGGAGGCAGUGGCGAAGUAUUUCGUGGAAAACUACUAGAUGGGCGUGAAGUGGCGGUGAAAAGACUUUUUGAAUACACCAGAAAUAAAGAAAAACAGUUUCUCAACGAAAUAGAAAUACUAGCAAGGGUUGUGCAUCCCAAUCUUGUGUUGUUAUAUGGUUGCACAUCACUAAUAAGCCGAGAAGCUAUGGUUGUCUAUGAAUAUGUUUCUAACGGAAGUUUGUACAAUCAUCUUCAUGGUGACAAAGAAACAUCUAAAAAACUUCCUUGGAAUAUUAGGAUGAGGAUUGCUGUGGAGACUGCAGAUGCAUUGAAGUAUCUUCAUGCUUCUAAUAUCGUCCACAGAGAUAUUAAAUCGAGUAACAUUCUUUUAAAUGCCGAAUGUCAUGUCAAAGUAGCAGAUUUUGGACUCUCCCGCAUCUUUCCAAUUGAUAAAAGUCGUGUUUUAACAACUCCACAAGGGACUUUGGGCUGUGUAGAUCCCGAGUACAAAAAAACUCAGGAGCUUACUUAUAAAAGUGAUGUCUUUAGUUUUGGAGUGGUGCUGAUAGAGCUAAUAACAUGUUUGCGUGCUUAUGAUGAUAUCAGCAGAAAGGACGGUGAUGUCUUUCUGUACAAAAUGGCUAUGAAAAAAAUUCAAAAUCAAACUUUGACUGAUAUUGUGGACAAUACCCUCGAUUUUAAUUCAGAUUCCAAAGAAAAUCAAAUGAUUAAGGGUGUUGCCGAGUUAGCAUUUCUGUGUCUCCAAGUUUCUAGUGAUAUGAGACCAACCAUGGAAGAUGUGCUCGAAAACUUACUGAAUAUUCAAGGUGUGAAUGAGAUCCAACCUGAAGCAGGUAUUAGUUCUAACCCAGAUGAUGAAAUAAAGUUACUUAAUAGUGAUUAA
Molecule: messenger RNA, 1932 nt
Organism: Lathyrus sativus (Indian pea)
Lineage: Eukaryota; Viridiplantae; Streptophyta; Magnoliopsida; Fabales; Fabaceae
Source: the annotation of a GenBank genome assembly